GGGGGGUUUCACCCCGUCCACCUUGGCGAUUUGUUUGACGAGGGCCGGUAUCGGGUCCUUCACAAGCUUGGCGCUGGAGGCCACGCAACGAUAUGGCUGGCCCGUGACCUUCUUGAAUUGUCCUGGGUGGCUCUCAAGAUAGUCCUUGCUGAAGAGUCGCAGGCUAUUGAAUUCAGCGUAACCCUCGCUCACAGCAUCGUGUCGAAAUCGUUUCAUGACCACAGAUUUGUCACCUACGAGCGGUACUUCUACAUAGAUGGCCCAAACGGCAUUCACUUGUGCCUGGUACUCCCUGUGCUGGGCCCCUCUGCUUACAGGGUCUCCCACUAUCUCGAGAGUAGGAUGCAGCCGCGUCUAGCGCGUAGUGUAGCCCUCCAGGUGGCACAGGCACUGGCUGAAUUGCACUCGCAAGGACUUUGCCACGGAGGUGAGCAAUACGCAAUUUCCUUUUUCUAG
Fusarium vanettenii 77-13-4 is the source of this 456-nucleotide messenger RNA. RefSeq lists its product as uncharacterized. Gene Ontology annotation, biological process: spliceosomal complex assembly; regulation of mRNA processing; protein phosphorylation. Gene Ontology annotation, molecular function: ATP binding; protein kinase activity. The transcript has a single exon. The record is from RefSeq and is a predicted model, not a curated record. Lineage: Eukaryota; Fungi; Ascomycota; Sordariomycetes; Hypocreales; Nectriaceae. The annotation marks the transcript as partial.